Pseudophryne corroboree (corroboree frog) is the source of this 6829-nucleotide messenger RNA. It is a transcript of the gene IL16, whose product is annotated as interleukin 16. Gene Ontology annotation, molecular function: CD4 receptor binding; cytokine activity. Lineage: Eukaryota; Metazoa; Chordata; Amphibia; Anura; Myobatrachidae. Gene Ontology annotation, biological process: induction of positive chemotaxis; leukocyte chemotaxis. The transcript has 22 exons. The record is from RefSeq and is a predicted model, not a curated record. The coding region runs from base 355 to 4200 and encodes 1281 amino acids.
UAGAGUGAAAAAAAACUGUAUGAACGUAUUGCUGUGUGAAUGUGUUUAGCUGAGAAGCAAAGGAGGAGAAUACACUCAGUACUUUUAAGCACUGCAGUCAGAAACAUGGACAGUCCACACAGCCUCAAUCAGGGGAAUAACUUUGUGUUAAUGAAUCUGUAAAGAAGAUAUUCAAUAUUCUUGGCAAUGGAAAUUAAGACUCAAACAAGUGAUGAACGUCGAUGGUUUGAAAAAUAUGCUUUUUCUGCUGCAAUGCAGAAUGAAAGCACUGAUUCAUGAAGGAAAAGUCAACAUGAAUUAGGGACACAUUCACAAUAAUGUUACACUGUUGGUGAAAUAGAAAAGUCUCCUGAGAUGCCCAACAAAUAUGGUCACGAGAGAGCCAGCAUCUUUAUGUCCUCCCUUAGGAUGGACAGACAGAACAGUAGUGGGAAAAAGAUGAAGAAAGUCAAAAACUUUCGUUCUAUAUCCAAGUCUCUUAUACUUUGCAAUGCCAAGAACAGCGAUGAUGGCUCCAGUCCUGAGGAAAAAUACUCUGAGAUUUCUGAGAUGUCGCGCUCCAGCAUACACGAAUGUGAGCUGCCCCCAGCUGAUACACUUCACAUAACUAGCGCAAUUCCAGAUCCGGUUAGCAGGAAAAUAUUCUUGUCAAAAGCUGACUCUAGUGACAAAACUGGAAGCAAGCCAUAUCUUAAGGAAACGACUCUGAACGCUUUUCUAGAUAGUCAAAAUAAACUGGAAAAUCACUGCCUGCUACAAAUGAAGGUUCCAUGUGUUAGGACACGUUGUAAUUCCACAAGUGUAAACCCUUACUGGAUUGGUGAAAUAGACCCAUCUGCAACCAAGCAACAAUCACUGUACAGAGAGAGAUACAUUCCAAACCUGUGUAGCAACAGGAAGUCUUUAUCUCAGCAGCUAGAUUGUCCUACAGGGGCUGUCCACGUGGGUGUUUCCCGUUCAUCAAGGUCUCUGAGUUCAGCACAGCUAAUGAACAUCAGAAGCUCCACACAAGCCUCUGUUAUUUCCAAUAUCAUUUUAAUGAAAGGCCAAGGCAAGGGGUUGGGAUUCAGUAUUGUUGGCGGGAAGGACAGCAUUUAUGGACCAGUUGGCAUCUACGUAAAGACAAUAUUCCAAGAUGGAGCAGCUGCUGCUGAUGGAAGACUACAAGAAGGGGAUGAAAUUGUGGAACUGAAUGGAGAGCCAAUGCAUGGCCUAACACAUAAUGAUGCUCUACAGAAAUUUAAGCAAGUCAAGAAAGGAGUCAUUACACUUACAGUUCGGACUGGACUCAGCGCCCCAGAUAUCAAACCCUGCAACUCCCAAAUGGUUCGCUCAAAAAGCUCCAGCACUUGCACCGUGAGAGAGCACAGUCCACUACAACCAGAGAGCUCUAACCCCAAUGACAGGGUCCUUAUGGAGGUGUCAUUACAAAAAGAGUCAGGUGUUGGCCUGGGUAUCGGGCUGUGCAGUGUCCCAAUUUGUGGCGGCAUUUCUGGAAUAUUUAUCCAUACUCUCUCUCCAGGCUCCGUGGCCCAUAUGGAUGGCCGGCUUAGAAAAGGUGAUGAGAUUGUGGAAAUAAAUGAGCAUGCAGUUAGCAACAAGUCACUGAAUGAAGUCUAUGCACUGUUAAGCCACUGCCACCCUGGAGCAAUCAUCAUUCUGAUCAGCAGGCAUCCAGACCCUCAGGUGUCUGAGCAGCAGCUGCAGCAGGCUAUGACUGAGGCUCUGGAAAAGGAACAUCCUCAGUGGAACAUGGACGGUGAUAAAAGGAUGGGAUCAUGCUGCCAUGGUAAAUACCAGUGUGAGAGCUGUAUAGAGAGGCACGUUGCAUUCUUGUAUUACAGUCGGAGAGAACAGAAGCAAAUGGUUCGCUCCAGCAGUGACAGCAAUUAUAACCCCAGGUCCAUGUGUGCUAGCACAGACUCCUACCAAGGCUAUGGCAUGAAGACCAGAGUGCAUAGUGUGGAUGUGCCUGUGAGAACGGAGCCUGCGCAGAUGCAUUAUUCUGUCCCCGUCAGCUUAGAAGACCAUUCAGCUCUUGCCAGUGAGGCUCUGAGUACAAAUAAGGUUCUCUGCAAGAAAAACAGUGGACACUCAGGAGAGAUCAUAGUUAAGAAACUAACAUCAAAACCAGCCCCACCACCCAGGAAGUACUAUAAGCAAGAUACAAGGGAUGAUGAAGCAGGAAACUUGCUACUGAAGGGAAACCAGCAAAUGACAGCCCACAAUGUGUUAGAUGGAUCUUUAUCUUCAAGCGAGUCCUUGCACACAGCGAGUGCUGAUCAGAAGUCAUCAGACACAGGAAAUCCUAUUGUGUCUCAUCACAAGCCACUACUGCGACGACAGGCACGUGUUGACUACAGUUUAGAUACAACUGCAGAAGAUCCGUGGGUAAAAAUUUCCGAUUGUAUUAAAAACUUAUUCAGCCCUGUUAUAACUGAAGACCACAGCCUAAUGGAUGUAGAUGGGAACAACAGCACAGGAGAGGACACCUCCUCGCAUGCACUUAUAGACCGAGGGCAUCAACAAAUUCAGGGUGGUGACUCCAGUUCUACGAUCUGCAGAGCAGAAGAGAUGAGUAACUUGAAAAAAGGUCCACCGGUGGCCCCCAAGCCAGCCUGGUUUCGCCAGAGUUUAAAGGGAUCUAAGACUGUAGAUCGAAAAUCAGACAGCGCUUAUCUUGUUAAGCCCAGGGAACUUAAUAUUGGUUUUAGACCACAGAUUUCAGGAAGGACCUCAUCAAUAAAACAAAAGAUAAGUUCAUUCGAAACAUUUAGUACACCACAGCCAGUAACAAAAGGAAAUGAUAGCCCCAGCACUCGGUCUCCAGUCCACCAUGAGAAACCAGCUAACAAGGAAGUAGAGGUAGAAUGUGUAACUGUUUCUUUCAAUAAGGUGACUGUGAACUCUGUUGAAAAUCAAGUUAAAGAAAUGAGUGAUCUUCAGGUAGAUUCUUCUAAACCUGUAGACAUGAAGGAAACCAAAGUGUCCUACUCUCCACCAAAAUCCAGCUUGUUAAGUACAAGAAGAAGCAGCAGUACCAGUAAUGAACCACAACUCCACUCCUCAUAUAUCGAGCUUACUGAGCCUUUACCAUAUAAGGUGCCAAGCCAAAGAUCAAGGAGUUACCCCCUGAGCUCCAGUGCCUCAGCAGAUAACACAAAGAUAAGUGAGAACUGCAGCAAGAUAUAUUCUAUUAGCAACCAAGUGUCUUCAGCCCUGAUGAAAUCUUUGAGUAAUUUCCCACAGUCUUCAUACAUACAGGGCAGUGACUCCUGGCAGACUGAGGCCACCACAGAGGAAGAAAACUCAUUGACUGAAAACCAACACUUGGACACUGGGUUCUCUGUGAACCUUUCUGAGUUGAAGGAGUAUGGAGCGGGGCAGAUUGAUAAAGAGAAGGAAGAGAACGUCUCUGAUCCAGCAGUCUCACUGUCUCCCACAACAGCAAGUUCUGCUCAGUCUGUCAUUUCUCUACUUCCCCAUCAAGAACUGACACAGCUAAUAGAGGAAGUCAAAGGCUUGGAUGAAGAAACACUGAAGCAAUUUGAUGACAUCCAUGUUGUGGUUCUACACAAGGAAGAGGGCUCUGGUCUGGGCUUUAGCCUCGCUGGAGGACUUGAUCUGGAAAACAAAGCAAUCACUGUGCACAGGGUUUUCCCUAAUGGACUGACUUUCCAAGAAGGAACACUUCAAAAAGGAGAUAAAGUUUUGUCCAUCAAUGGGAAGUCACUGAAAGGCGUCACUCACAAUGACGCUCUGGGUAUUCUGCGCCAAGCACGCCUCCCCAGACAGGCUGUUGUAGUAAUAAAGAAAGAAAAAGAUGGAGAACAAGAUUUGGACUCAUCAGACUCUUCAAUUUGCACUGUUACUGAUGACACAACACCAUCAAAUUUAGAGGACACAGGUUGUAUAAUUACAGUUACCCUAGAGAAAUCUAUGGCUGGGCUAGGAUUCAGCUUAGAAGGAGGAAAAGGCUCAGUCCAUGGAGACAAGCCUAUUGUCAUAAACAGAAUAUUCAAAGGUGUGUCAGACAAGAACGAUGCUGUUCAGCCUGGAGAUGAGUUACUGCAGUUGGGAAAUAUCACUUUGAAAGGCCUCACUCGGUUUGAGGCCUGGACUGCCAUUAAAACAUUACCCAGUGGGCCAGUACAGGCUGUCAUUAGGAGAACUAGCACUUCUGGCUCUAUGUUCCAAUAAGAAGAACUGCAUGAUGGAGCAGAAUGGACAGCAAAAAUAUACAACUUAAUUUUUCGCCUGGCAUUUUAUUUCUUCAGUGGAUUAUUCAAAAAUAGUAGUGGACUCAUCUAUGUUUCGUUAAAGCAAAACUACCUGGAAUAGCUGGAGUUAAUUAUUAUUAUUUUUUUUAGUUCUACUCCCCUUAAAAAUCCCAUAAUAUUUACAUAUAUUUAGGCAGAAUAUCAGUGUAGCAAUUUUCAUUAGCAGCUGCCACAGUUUACGGAACUGUAUACAUGUUCCAAUUUCUAAUUUGAUGGUGCCAUAAGAUGUUGAAAAAGGUGAAUUAUAUGCAGUAUGGCUGCAGCUGGAACCUCAGAGAACCCUGCUGCAACUACAGGAAUACUCCUUUUGUUUACAGCUAUGUAAAGAGAUCUUUUUCAUUUGAAGCUGGAUGUUAUAAUAUGAUAUAGCAGAAUGUCAACAUUAAACACACAUAUAAAUAAGCUAUUUAUAUAAGGAGAUGAAACAUGUUUUAAUUAAUGGGUCUAGAGCAUAGGUUCUCAAACUCGGUCCUCAGGACCCCAUACAGUGCAUGUUUUGCAGGUCUCCUCACAGAAUCGCAAGUGAAAUAAUUAGCUCCACCUGUGGACCUUUUAAAAUGUGUCAGUGAGUAAUUAAUACACCUGUGCACCUGCUGGGUUACCUGCAAAACAUGCACUGUGUGGGGUCCUGAGGACCGAGUUUGAGAACCUCUGGUCUAGAGGAAUGAUAUUUGUUGAACUAGACAAAACACAUGGAAGUUAAAUAGCAUUUGUACUGUAGAUAAUGUAGACAAUAUAUAUAUUAGAGCAGUCACUCAGGUUCUGAAACUAGUUGGAAUCUGCAUAUAUCCUAUGCAAAACUACAGGCUGGUGCAUAUAUGUCUGAGAUUGCUCACAGCCGAAAGUGCUUGGCACUUAGCCAUGCCUCCCAACAUGACCCUCUCCAGGAGGGCACAAUGAUCUGCUCCUGAACUUUUCUCUUAAUGUAUGAUUGCCAACACCUGUGUUGAACAGGUUAAUGGAUAUGAUAGGUGUUCCGGCACAGGUGAUGGCAAUCAUACAGUAAAAAAGAAGUCCAGAAGCUCCGUCCUGGGAGUAUGACUUAGCUACCAUUCAUACACUUGGGGCGGUAUUCUUUUCACCCCCUUCCACACCCGUUCUGUUUCUGCUGAUUCACGUGGUAUAAUCAUUUCAGUUCACUACCCCUGGGGUAGCGAGGGUGCCCAUAAUCCUUAUAUUUACUAUGGGCACGAUAUGCGCGAUAACGGGGAUCACUUUAGAAAGGAGAUUGGGCGUGAUACAUCAUUUGAAUACCACCCUUGGUGUGAAUCCCCAUAGGUUAAGAAUAAAGUAUAUACUGUAUCUGGGAAACAGGAACCUUGUUGGGUUUAUUAAUACAGUACAGUAUAGUAUGUUAACCGUGCUAGAGACAGAUUGGGCAGAGCUGGGAUCCCUAACCUUGUCCUACCAUGUAGUUAGCCACCAGCCACUUUAACAAACACAGUACCAGCUGGACAUAGUUAGGGAUGUUGAUUAAAGAUUGAGUUAUAUGGAAUACAGGUUGAUGUAUGGCAUGUGCCACCUAGCAGACAGUGGGGGAAAGGAUAUGUAUAGUGAAUCUGUUUAACCUCAUGCUGCACUGCCAUUUCCAUGUGACUUUUUCCAUGUUGUGUUAAGCCACCUCAUCUACCAUCUUUCAUCCUUUCUGAUCAUAACACACAUUUUCCUCCCAAGUCCAAAACUCCACCAACGGCAACAUCCUCCCAACAUGACCCUCUCUUAAGGAGGGACAGAAAGCUCUGCUCCUCGAGUUCUCUAUUAAAUUCUGAUCGCCAUCACCUGUCCUGAAACGCCUUUCUUAUCCAUUAACCUGUUCAAAACAGGUGCCGCCAAUCACAAAUUAAGAGAAAAGUGCAGAAGCAGAGCAUUGUGUCCCUCCUGGAGAGGGUCAUGUUGGGAGGUAUGCUAAUGUAAUGACGAAUUCUGUACAUGUUGCACCCGUAGGCUUUUAGUAUAGUCAAUUAUGAUUUAUGUUGGCAUUUGUUGUGUGACAAGCAGAUUGCUAUUCAAUCAUUAUGAACAUAAUUAAGCAAAUGUACAUAACCAGAAAUUCUGAACAGGCUGUAAUACAGAAAUGAAGGAAUGUUUCAUCAUUCAGGGAUGUAGCAUCUUGUCCUGUGAAUUACAAUCAUCCAGUAAUUUCCUCUGUGGUGGAAAUGCUGUGCUUAUCCCUGGUGGCAAUAAGUAAUUGCACAGAAAGUUUUCUUUUUGGGGGUUUUCAUAACAGAUUAUUGUAGAAUGAGAGCUACAGAAAUAUUUUAUGUUAGCAGCAUUCAUUUUUGUUACACAAAAUAUUAUGAAUUAGGAUAUAAAAAAAAUGUCUAACAGCAGAUUACUUCUUAACGCUUAAAUCACAAUAUCUAGACCUUUUCUGUUGCAUGGAAUGUGACAAAAACCAGGUUUACACCGUCUGUACAACAUCUAUAUGGAACCAGCUGAAUCUAUGCAAUAUCCUAUUUUCAUCAAUAGUCUACUAAUUGUGUGGGUAUAUAUUACAUAUGUAAAUACAUAUGGUUUUGUAAUUGCAAAUAAAAAAAGUUUCUAAUUAA